AUGGCGGUGCCAUCGCUCCAGCUCUGCCCGGAGAAAGCGACGGUCGGCACGGACAUCCGCGUGGUCGGCAACGACGCGGCCGAGAAGCUCGCGAUCGCGUCUGGCACGCUCGCGCGCCUCGACCGCGAAUGCCCCAACUACGGCUUCAACACGUACAACGACUUUAACACGUUUUACUUCCAGGCCUCGUCGGGCACGAGUGGCGGGUCGUCCGGGUCGCCCGUGCUCAACGGCGACGGCGACGCGAUCGCUUUGAACGCGGGUGGCAAAAUGGGCACGUCGGCGUCCUACUACCUCCCGCUCGACCGGGUCAAGCGGGCGUUCGAGCUCCUCCAAGCCGGCGCCGACGUCCCACGCGGCACGAUCCAGACCGUGUUUCAGCACAAGCCGUUUGAUGAAGUGCGCCGUCUCGGGCUGCCCGCGGCGACCGAAGCCACCGUGCGGCAAGCGUUUCCAUCAGCCAACGGCCUGCUGGUCGUUGCGGAAGUGCUGCCGAGCAGCCCGUGCCACGACAAGUUGCAGCCAGGCGACGUGCUCUUGCGCGUGAACGGCCAGCUGCUGCACGAAUUCGUGCCUCUUGAGAGUGUCCUCGACGACGCCAUCCACGCCUCCGUACGUCCGCCUCGAGCUGGACCGGCGGGCGAGCUCAUCACUGUCGACGUCGACGUCGACGACCUGCACGCGAUCACACCGUCGCGGUUCCUCGAUGUCGGCGGCGCGACGAUCAACCCGCUCUCGUACCAGCAGGCGCGCAACCACGUGCUCUCGCCGGGCGCGCCGUAUGUGGCGGACCCGGGCUACUUUUUGCAACGGUCGCGCAUUCCGAAAGGCGCGUUGCUGCUGUCCGUGAACGGGACGCCGACGCCAACGCUCGACGCGCUCAAAACCGUCUUGCUGCAGUGCCCCGACAAGGCGCGCUUGGUGGUCAAGUACAAGCACCUCGCGAGCAAGGUCGAGAAGGUCGAGGUCGUCCACGUCGAUCGCCGCUGGUUUCCAUUCCAAGAGUACAUUCGCAACGACGCGACGGGGGCAUGGACGUGCACGAGCCUCGAUAUGUCGUUGCCGCCGACGUCCGAGCCGUCGCCGGUCGGGUCGACGUCGAUUCUGCCCGGAAAAAACUUUAUCGAAGGCGCGCUGGCCCCGUCGCUGGUCACGAUCGAGUACGACCGCCCGUUCUCGAUCAACAGCCAGAACAUGGCCAACUACCGCGGCACCGGUCUCGUGCUGAGUGCGGAGAAAGGCCUUGUCGUCGUCGACCGCAACACGGUCUCGGACCGCCUCGGCGAUGUCAUGGUGACGUUCGCCAAUACGCUCGUCGUCCCCGGCAAGGUCCGCUUCGUGCACCCAGUGCACAACUUUGCGAUCGUCCAGUACAACCCGAGCCUCAUUGGGGACACGCCCGUGCAGUCGGCGACUGUCUCGCGGACGCCGCUGCAGCCGUCCGACCCGGUCUGGCUCGUCGGGCUCAUGAGCGGCAUUGGCCGGAGCUCGUGGUCGGAGCUCGUGUCGCGCGAGACGCUUGUCUCGAGUGUCAAGUGGAUCGCAUUGCCGAUGCCCAACCCGCCGCGGUACCAAGAGCACAACCUCGAAAUGGUCGCGCUCCAAGACGUUGUCAACACGGAAGGCGGCGCGGUGUGCACGCCGUCGGGCGCCGUCGCCGCGUUCUGGGCGUCGUUUUCGUUUCAGCAGCAGCGCGGGCCGACCAAGGUCGAGUCGCAGUUCACGCGGGGCAUUCCCAUGGACAUCAUUCUCGACAGCGUCGAGCCGCUUCUGCACGGCGAAGCGUCGCCCAAGCUCUUUGAUCUCGGCGUGGAUUUUGAGCACAUUAGCCUCGCCAAAGGCCGCGAACUCGGCAUGGACGAAGCGACGGCGAAAGCACUCGAGGCACACGCACCCGCGCGCCGCACGAUCUUAUCGGUGGGCCGGCGCUGGGGCGGUACCGACGCCUCGGCCGUCUUGCGCAACGGCGAUGUGCUGGUCGCGAUCGACGACCGCGUCGUCACGUCGUUCCGCGAAGUCGAGAUCGCAACCCAGAAGGAGUCGGUGCGGGCCACGAUCGUGCGCCAGGGCACGCGCAUGGACGUGACACUCAAGACGGUGCACCUCGAGAGCUGGGAAGUCGAUCGCAUCGUAUUUUGGCAAGGCCUCCUCCUCCAAGUCCCGCCGCUCUCGGUCGCGUCGCAGCGCGAAAUCUCGUCCCGCGACGGCGUCUAUGUGUCGUGCCGGUACGCGGGGUCGCCGGCGGCGCGGUAUGGCCCGCCGCCCACGAGCCGCAUCUGUGAGCUCGAUGGCAUCCCGAUCUCCAACCUCGACGACUUUGUGCGCGUUGUGACGGCCAAGUCGGCGACCGCGUCCUCGAUCCGCGUCAAGUACAUGGACCUCGGGGGCAAAAUGCAUCUCACGACGCUCAAGCUCGAGCCGACGUUCUGGCCCACGAGCCAGCUGACGUACCGCGACAACGAUUGGCAGCGCCAGAGCUUGUGA
This is a messenger RNA of Saprolegnia parasitica CBS 223.65, 2484 nucleotides long. RefSeq lists its product as hypothetical. Bases 1 to 2484 code for a protein of 827 amino acids. Lineage: Eukaryota; Oomycota; Saprolegniomycetes; Saprolegniales; Saprolegniaceae. Gene Ontology annotation, molecular function: protein binding. The record is from RefSeq and is a predicted model, not a curated record. The transcript has 7 exons.